UCUAUGAAUGUCAGUGAUCAUGAACAGUUUGAAAUUACAGGUGUUACUGUCUGGGUAGAUGAUGAUCUCGGUAUCUGUGGUUGUGAUGAGACUCUCAAGGGUACAUGUAGCUCCAGUAGUACUGUACAGAUAAACAAAGACGUUGAACAUGAUGUAGAAAUCAUCCAGACUAAUCAACCUGUCAAUUUAAAGUUUGUUCCAUUGGUUUAUGACCAUAAGAUUGUAUUGUGUGAGAAAUUUGGUAUUACAAAACUUUGUCUAGAUAGACAUGAAAUCUCCAAGAUAUGUGAAAAAUUGAGUAAGCCUGACUCUGUAAAAACAAUUCAAGGUGAUGGUAACUGUUUCUACAGAGCUAUUAGUUAUGCUAUAUCAGGGACUGAGGACAAUCACAUGCAACUUAGAUUAGCAAUUGUUCAUCACUUGCUGGAAAAUGCUGCUCAGUUUAGGUGCUGUUUACGCGAAGGUUACAGAACAGUGCAAGAGUAUGUCACAAAUGCAAGAUUGUGUAAUAAUGGUACAUGGGCUACCGAGGUAGAAAUCAUUGUAACAGCACACAUGUUGGAUGUUGGUAUUUACACGUAUGAUGAUGCUAAUAGAUGUAAGUGGUAUUUGUUUUCAAGUAGUUAUGCAUGUCCAGGCCGUGCUUCUGAUAGUUCUGUGAAAUCAGGAAUUUAUUUGCACCACAAGAAUCAAAUACAUUAUGAUUUAGUGACAAGUGUAUGUGAGUUGAGAAGGGAGCUACCGAUAGACAGCACUCAGAAACAUGAUGAAAAUACAUCCAAAACACGAGUAUUGAAAAGAUCAAAGAGACGCAAACGUGUUAAUGUAAAGAAGAGGCAGAAAACUAACCGAGAAAAACAAAGGGAAAGAUAUCAGAGAAAGAAAGAUAAAGAAAAUAAAAACGAUGGUGUUAAUGUCAGAGAGAAAAAAAAAAGGGCAAAGAAAGAAAAAUAUCAUAGUUGUGUGCAAUACAGACAAGGUGCUAUUGAGUAUGGCAAAAAGAGAUACAAAGAAAAUGUGAAAAGCAUUACUGGGGUCGUAAGGAAAAGAUACCAUGAGAAUGCUGAUUAUAGGAAUAACAAAAUUGGCAAUGCAAAAAUGAAGUAUGACAGAGAUGAAGAACAUAGGCAAAGAAAAAAGCAAUGUACAAUGACGAACUAUCAUAAAAAUAUAGAGUAUAGACAACAAAAGAUUAAUAAUGCCAAAACAAGAUAUGAGGAUGCAGUACAUAGGCAAGAAAAGAUCAAUUUUGCUAAAGCUAAAUAUCAUGAGAAUGAAGAACAUAGGCAAAGAAAGGUGAAGAGUGCCAAAACGAAGUAUCAUGAGAAUGAAGGACAUAGGCAAAGAAAGGUGAAGAGUGCAAAAACAAAGUAUCAUGAGAAUGAAGAACAUAGGCAAAGAAAGAUGACUAGUGCCAAAAAAUACACUAAGAAAAAAUACCAUAGUGAUUUAUCAUAUAGAAAUGCUCUUGUUAAAUCGAUUAAAAAAAAGUAUUCUUUGAACAAAUUUUAUAGGAUGAAAUUGAUAAAUUUUCAGAAAGCAAAGUACCACACGGAUAGGUGUUAUCGUCAAAAUAUGAAGCAAAGAAAUGAUGAACGAGAAAAAAGAAAGAGAGCAAGUCAAUGUAUUAUGAACAAUGUAAUGAGAAAUUGGAGGCAAGAUGUAUCAUCCGGACCUGAAUAUAUAUGUGCAGUUUGCCAUAAACUCCUUUUUCGAAAACAAGUUGUUAAGUGUUAUCAAAAGAAGUACAAAUGUGUCUAUUGCAUAUGUGGUAAAUUUGUGCAUACAUGUCGAGACAAUGGAAAUUGUGGUGAUAAGUGUAAAGUGUCAGAAUCAAGUAGAUCAUGUUUGUGGAUUUGCUAUACAUGUCACAGGAAAUUGCUUCAGAACAGGAUACCAGCAGAAGCUUGUGCAAACAAUUUGGCAUUGGAAGAUAUCCCAGAGGAAUUGAGUUGUUUAAAUAUAUUGGAGGAGCAUCUGAUUGCAAUUAAUGUGGCAUUUAUGAAGAUGAUGGCUUUACCCAGAGGUGGUCAGAAUGCAGUGCAUGGCCCAGUUGUAUGUGUACCAUCAAAUAUUUCAGAAACAGUAACAUCAUUACCUAGAUGUGGAAAUAACAAUCAGUUAAUCAAAGUUAAGUUGAAGAGAAAAUUGUCAUUCAAAGGAUAUUACCAGUAUCAAUAUGUCAGCAGAGAACAUGUUGAGCGUGCACUAUAUUAUCUAAAGGAGCAUAAUGUAUGGUAUAAUGAAAUUGAGAUAAACUGUGAGUGGGACAAUCCCUUGGAAGAUGAAAGUGAAAAGCAAGAAGAGCAUGAAUCCGAUAACUCGAGUGAGAAUGAUGAAGACACAGAUGUAGACACAGAUGUAGACACAGAUGAAGAACGGUUGACGGGUAUUACUUACGAUACAUGUUUGCAGCCAGUGAACAUUGCUCAAGAUGCCCUGGAUCAAGAUUUUGAUGGUGUCAUGUGUGUUGCUCCUUGUGAACGAAAUAGCCCAGUCAGA
Molecule: messenger RNA, 2502 nt
Organism: Patiria miniata (bat star)
Lineage: Eukaryota; Metazoa; Echinodermata; Asteroidea; Valvatida; Asterinidae
Biological process (GO): protein deubiquitination
Molecular function (GO): cysteine-type deubiquitinase activity
Source: RefSeq, a predicted model, not a curated record